Magallana angulata is the source of this 2400-nucleotide messenger RNA. RefSeq lists its product as uncharacterized. Bases 180 to 1925 code for a protein of 581 amino acids. The transcript is spliced from 7 exons. Lineage: Eukaryota; Metazoa; Mollusca; Bivalvia; Ostreida; Ostreidae. The record is from RefSeq and is a predicted model, not a curated record.
AAACAAACCAAAGAUUAAAUUAAUGCAAUAUAUAUCUGACCUAUCAAAAUAAUACAAGAACGUUUGAAUAUAAAUCAUUGAUAGAUAAAGUGGCGAGACAUUCAAAUUUUUUUAAUCAACAAAACACAACUCAAUUCAGAGAAGUUCAUCAUUUUAAAGUUGAGAAAGGCAUUCUAAAAAUGAAGACUGAUUUCAUAUUUGAUAGAUCUACAAUAGCGCCAAAACAGAUGCCAAACAGAUUAAAUUCGGAACUUGGAGGUUUAAGCAAGGAGCCAAAUCGAAAGAGAAUUCCAAGACGCACAACAAAAGGAAGACACAAAAAGCAGAGGACUUGCAUACUCUGUCUUCUCCUUUUGAUACUUUUACUUGUGUCGGCACUGUAUGUAGCAGCUUUGUUCCUUAUCCGAACCUGCACCUGUGAAAUCACGACCAAACUGAACAAAGGAGCAAACUCCUCAUUGGACGUCAAAACAACACCCAGCCUUGUCAAUGUGCAGACUACAUCCGUUGAAAUGUCUACCACACUUACCAAAGACAGAGAAAUCCAGACAACAUCAGAACCAACAUCUGCACCGAGUUUAACAACUGGAACGUCCACCGAAAUCAAUCAAAUGUUUCACUCCUCUGUUGAAGCUCACAUGACACCCGGCCAAAUGUCUGCUCAGAAUACAACAAUUGGAAGCAGAGGAAGAGAAUUUAUAGUUUUAUUUACAACACACGCAUUGAAGUCGAAAAAGAAUAUCUAUGUUACUUCAGAAAACGGCACCAAAUUGAAUAUUACAACCUCGCCUCGUCUAGAUGCAUCCCUGAAAAGUCAGAUAGAAAGGUCUGUUAACAUUCCAUCCAGUCAACGUAUCAUUCUUCCACAAGCCAUUGAACUGCAAAGCUUUCAAAAAGAAGUGAAGUCCGUUUUGAUUAAAACCUCCAGUGAUGUAUUCAUAAUAAGUCACGACAAAGAUAAAUAUUCAGUCGGGAGCACUACGCACAUUCCCAUACAUAAAUUGUCAACAAAAUACAUAGUGAUAUCGACAAAACCAGCUUCUAAAUCGUAUAGUCAGCUUGCAGUGGCUGCCAUUGAAGACAACACAGCAAUUUCAGUCACUUUUAAAAUGAAACAUAAUUUGCCGCUGAAAAUUGAAGGAAAAAAGUUCUACAACGGUGACGUGUUUAAUUUUUCUCUUGAUCGCUUUGAAACUUACCAGAUUGAGCACAAAGCGGAUUUGACAGGAACGUUUAUUGAAUCAUCAGCUCCUAUUGCAACAUUUUCAGGUAAUGAUUGCAAUGAGCUUGAACAUAUCGGAGCUUGCGAUCAUCUCGUUGAACAGUUACCACCAACUAACAGUGUGGACAAAACUUACAUAGUACCCCCGAAUUCGGACGACAGAGACACACUCAUUCGUAUCACAGCAACAGAGAAUACGCAUUUUUCAUUUUUGAUCGGGGGUAAUACUCAAACCGUAUUUUUGGAACGACUUGAUUAUUUCGACACACAUAUAUCGAGUAGCCAGUCGUGUUUUAUUGAAUCUAAAGUACCUUUGUUAGUGACAAGUAUCGGUUUAGGUUCUAGGAAUUCUGUAACCGCCAUGGGCGACCCAUCUAUGACAAUCGUACCAGGGAUAAAUCAAUACCUGGAUUAUUAUAAGAUAGUUGUUCCGCCUGGAUAUGAUCAUAACUACGUUUCCAUUAUGAUAAAUCUUGCUUUUAAAGAUUUAUUACGCAUUAACGAUAAGACAAUAAACAAGCGCGCUAUCGUUUUUGAAGAAAAUGUUUUGGCUAGCAGCGUAACAUACAGUGUGAGAACAGUACGUGUUGUUGAGGGGGAGCUAACUGCAUCUACUGUAAACGGAGAACGUUUCGGUCUGAUGUUUGCCGGAGUAACCGAAUACGAAGCUUACGGAUUUUCCGGAAACUCGUUGCUUCUUUAACCCAUUCAUAUUCGUAUCAGGCGAAUUUAACCGUACCAUUUGUGUAACCUCAUUAAGGUUUUGUUGAAAGUGAACAUACGUUAUGUCCAAUUUACAAAGAAUCACACUAUGUUAAUAUAUUAUUCUUAGAAGUUAACACUUUUUCAAGCAUGUUGAAAUUCGAGCGUAUGAAUGUUCCAAUAUGUAAUAGAUGAAACGAUUUUUAUAGACAAUUUUUACUGAGAAUAAGUAAAAUGUCUUGAUUGUGAAAGGGUUAAAAUUGAUUUUUUUUUUCUUUUGUUUUUGUUAUUGUCAAUUAUAAUUUGUAUUUGUUGUUUUAAACAAAGUAGACGAAUAAACGUAUUUUUUCAUGCAGCAAAUUAUCGUAUGCAUUUUUGCUCGAGUUUGAAUUUAUCUCCAAGCCAUAAGGUGAUCUAACCUCUGUUUGUUUCCGUAUUUCGCUUUUGUAACAAAUCUAUCUUGUUAAAGGACUAAG